UUCCUCCAUCCAACAAGAAAAUGAAAGGAAAAAAAUAAAAGAAAAAGAAAACAAAAUAAGGAAAAGAAGAGAAGAAUGAAAGCUCCAGAAAUAUCCAAAACAACACCCUCCUCUCCCUCUUCCUUGCUUGAUGCACUCAAUAUGAACAUUUUGAAGAAGAAACCCAGAAUAUCAAGCUAAUUGCCGAUGUGGCUCUGUUCUUCGCACUCCGGCGAGGUCUCCGACGUCUUCGUACUCCGGCGAGGUCUUCGACGUCUCCGUCUCCCGCCGGUGACUAAUUUCUACUCCUUUUCUCUCCAAUUUUCUUUUUUGUCUAUGUAUAAGAAAAUCUAUGUCAUUCUUUUCUAACUUUGGUUGUUUAAUCGAGUAUGUGGUCGAUAAAUUUUUCAAUUUUUUUCCACUGCUGUUGCUGUGUCUUGCUAUGGUGAUAAAUUUGAUUGUGUGACUGGAAAUAUUAAUUGGAAAAUUGAAAUUAUUGAUUACAAAUUGGCAGGCUGGUUAGUGAUUAUUUUGGGAAAAUGCAGUUUGAUGUGAGAUUACUGAUAAUUAAAAUUGGUAGAAACUACGGAGUAGAAAAAUGCAGUGGAUGUGAAAUUAUGCUUAGAUGCUAACAAAUUACUGAUUACAAAUUUGUAUUGAUGUGGUAUUCUAAAAAGCAAAGUGUCCAGAUUAGUAGUAGCAUCUCUACCAUCUGUUUCUUCUAAGUUUGUUAAAAUGUAUGGAUUUUAUUUUUUUGAUUCUUUCAAAAUAGGGUAUGCAAAAUUACUAAUUAUUUAGGAAAAUGCAGUUGAUGUGAAAUACUGAUCACAAUUGGAAAAAUAAAUUACUGAAAGGAAACCCAUUACAUGUGAAAGGAAAUGAAUGUACCUAGCAAGUCCAAAACUGUCACUACUGCACGUCUGCACUACUGCUUAGCUGCAGUAAUUGAACAAUUGACAACAUGAAGAAAUAAUUGAACUAUCCAUGGCCCAUGUGAAUAAUUGAACUUGAUAAUCUGAAAGUUUGACCUGGUCUUUGUAUUGUUGGUCACCAUUUUCACCAGAACUUGCUAUUUUCUGCAUUAUCACUCUCUCACUUUCUCUCUCUCUCUACACCAUUUUCACCUCAACUUUCAUAAACAUGGAAAUUGCUGGAAUGGUCUUGUCUGCUGCUCAAACAUUGUUUGCAGCUCUACAGUGUAAUGAGGUCAAACAAAUUUGCUCCAUCCUUGGAUGCAAAUCCCAACUUAAUGAUCUCAGUGGCACCGUCGUCAGAAUCAAAGCUGCUCUCGAGGAUGCUGAAGCCAAGCAAGACCUAUCCAAGCAAGACCGGUUGUUUAUCGAGGAACUCAAAGAUGCAGUUUAUGAUGCUGAUGAUCUCUUCGACGAGUUUGUCACUCUUGCUGAACAGGAGAAGCUUACUAAGGGUAUCAAGGUUCGUGUCCUUGCUUUAUUCGGCAAGUAUGGGAAGGCUUAUAAGAUGGCUCAAGAGGUUAAGAUGAUCAAGAAAAAGUUGGAUGCCAUUGCUUUUGAUACUCGUUUCAACUUCAACAUUGAUCCUAAGCCUAUCAGGGAUAGAAGGCUUGAAACCUGUUCUUAUGUGUACGAAGCUGAUAUCAUUGGAAGAGAGUCUGAUUUGGAGAAAAUUGUUGGUGUGUUGCUAGAUCCUAUUGUUCAACAAAAUGUAUCUUUCCUCCCUAUUGUAGGGAUGGGUGGAUUGGGCAAAACUGCUCUUGCCCAACUCGUGUUUAACAAUGCUAGGGUCAAAAAUGCAUUUCCAAUGAGGUUAUGGACUUGUGUCGCUGAUGAAAAUCAGGAAUCUCUUGAUGUAAAAGCGGUUCUUGGUAAGAUUCUAGCUUCGGCUAAUAAGGGUCAUAUGAAGAAUGAGGGAUGUACCAUGGAUGGGUUGCAAAGCCAACUUCGAGAACAACUUGCUGGAAAAAAAUACUUGCUUGUUUUGGAUGAUGUGUGGACUGAAAAUUCUGAACAAUGGCGUAUAUUGACACAAUUUUUGAUGGGAGGUGAAAGGGGAAGUUGGAUUGUCGUAACUACACGCUCAAAGAAGACAACAAGAAUCAUAGUAGGAGACAGUCCAAGGCACGAGCUGCAAGGUUUGUCCAAGGAUAAUUCGUGGUGUUUAUUUAAAAGGGUAGCAUUUGGAUCCCAGCACGCAAACCCUCCUGAAGACUUGGUUAAACUUGGUGAAGAUAUUGUCGUGAGAUGUGCUAAUGUCCCUCUCGCAAUUAGAGUGGUGGGAAGUCUUCUUUAUGACCAAGAUAAACAUAAGUGGCUUUCUGUUCAGAAGUUGGGAUUAGCGAAAGUUGAUGGAAGCAAAGAUGGCAUCAUUCCUAUAUUGAAACUUAGUUAUUAUCAGCUUGAUACCCCACUAAAGUGUUGCUUUGGGUAUUGUGCGAUCUUCCCUAAAGACCAUCGCAUUUUGAAGUUGGAAUUGAUUCGGCUCUGGAUGGCACAAGGCUACAUUCAGCUAGAUGGUCGUCAUUUGAAUAUGGAAGAUGUCGCUGAGGAAUUUUUUUCAAUCCUGUUGCAGAGGUGUUUUUUCCAAGACGUGGGGAAAGAUGAAGAGGGUGGUAUUCAAUCAUUUAAGAUGCAUGAUUUGAUGCACGAUCUUGCUCAAGAAGUCGUAAGAAAGGAGAUUUGCAUAGUGAAUACCAUAAAUGGAGAAGUGGAUAAAAAAGUUCGCCAUCUAUCUGUUUUUAACACUGGAUCUUCAAGUUUAUCUUUUACUAAGACCCAUAUACGUUCAUUUCUUUCUUUAGAUGACAAGAUAGGCGUGUCCUGUGUUGGUGCAUUACUAGCUAACUGGAAGUAUCUGAGGGCUUUGUUCUUGAAAGAUUCAGAAAUAGAGAGUUUGCCGGGCUCAAUUGGUGAGCUGAUACAUUUAAGAUAUCUAGACCUCUCGAACAACAAAAACCUAGAAGUUCUCCCAGAACCAAUUACCAAACUGCAUAAUCUUCAGAUAUUAAAUUUAAUCCUCUGUUCAAGUUUGAAAGAGUUGCCGAAAGAUUUGAGCAAGCUAGUUAAACUGAGGGUCUUGGACUUGAGCGAGUGUAAUGUGUUGAGUUAUAUGCCAAGGGGCAUGGGUAAGUUGACUUGCCUUCACACGCUUAAUAAGUUUGUCGUGGGAGAUACGAGAUCAAACAAGGAGUUGUUUUCUGGGCUAGAAGACCUGAAAGCUCUUAGGAACCUGAAAGGUUUUCUUGAAAUCAACAUACCCUUCACGAACACGGGAGUAAAUGCUGGCAUGAAAAAUGGUGGUAGAGAGGGAGGCUGCUUGGGGAACAAGGAACAUCUGAAACAGGUUUACUUUAAUUUCAGCGGUGAGGAGGGUAAGGGAAGAGUGGAGUAUAAUGAAGCAGUAAUGGGAGAGUUGCAGCCAGAGCCUAAUCUAGAGAUUUUUUUGCUGAGUGAUUAUCAUGGUGUGAGAAUGCCGUGCUGGCCAAUGGAAGAUAAAUUGGCAUCCUUUCUCCCUAAUCUUGUUAGUAUUGUAUUUUGUCGUUGUCCGUAUCUGCAGUAUUCAGGACAAUUACGGCUUCCUCUUUUGAAAACAUUAGCGGUUAAUAAUUGCCCAAAUCUAAUAGCUACUCUGCAGUGUCCUGCAUUGGAAGACCUAACUUUAAUUAAUUUCAAUAAAAAAUUUGAAUUAGUUUCAAUGAGGAGUAUAGAGAGUAAAGAAUUUGGGGAGGCUAUUCCUAGUGGUAUUCCUGCAUCUUCGUCUUCAUUUUCCUAUGAUAUUGGUCUCAAAUUAAGGGAAGUUGAAACAGACAACGUGGCAUGGCUUAAAACUCUGCUGAUGGGUGUUGUGAAGCUGAUUAUAUGGAAGGACAAUGAGGUGGAGAGUUUGGGAGAAGCUAGGGAGAUGUUCUGUAGCUCAUCGUCUUCCCUGAAAUUCUUGGUAAUUUAUGACUGCUACAAAUUGAAGAGUGUUGUGUUUGGAGGAUUAGAGCAUCUCACUGCGUUAGAGACAUUGGAAAUUUAUAAAUGUCCCAACCUGAGUCUAGAAGAAGUAGAGAGAGAGGAUGGCAUGCCAUGGCAACCCAUUCAUCACACCCUCUGCACCUUGUACUUGGACUGCCUCCCUCGGCUAGUAGAUCUGCCCAAUUGGAUACAGUACUUGACUUCCCUCAAAAACCUUAUGAUUAAGGAUUGCAAAGGACUGGAAUCCAUGCCGAAUUGGAUGUCCAAACUCACCUCCCUCGAGUUACUUAAACUCUUGCACUGCUCAGAACGCCUCAACGAAAGAUGCCGACCAUCCACUGGUGAGGAUUGGGCCCACAUUCAACAUAUACCACUUAAUGAUAUCCCAUCAGUGUACAGAAACAAGGACUUAGGUGCUGAAACUGAGUAAUAAUCUAAAGCAUUUCCCAAGUAUUGCCAAGGUAGAUCGACAUUGGUGUGUGACGUGUAGUCUAAACAGUUGUACUCAAAUCCUCUCUCUAAAAGUUAUCAAGUCAGAUGCAGGAUCACCACUUACCAUUGAAGAGAUAACCUUGAGAAACAUUUUCCAUAAAAUAGGUUAAUUGGUAUCGUACCUUGGUUAGCAAGUUCAUCUGUCGGAAGGUCAACAUAUAAGAUAUUUCUAGUGCUUUGGGUGGUCGACAGGUAGCUGUUUAGUUCGGGGUUCUGAUGUCUGAGUGAGUGCCUCGAAAUAGGAAGGAUCAUGUUGCUGGUUUUUCUGCACUGCCACAAAGGUAUAAAUAAAAGCGCAACUUUGAAACCGAGCAUAAUCAUCCCUGCUUGAUUUUCUUGCAGACUCUCUCGUACAUUUCUUUUGUUCAUUCCGCUAAUGUAAGUCGUAGAUGUCAGUAAAAUGUUUAACUAGGAUGUUAUGUGUGACAUUUUCACAAUUUGAUUUGAAAUGAAAGUUUGUAAAUUAACUGGGUUUCAAUUAUUUUAUUUACUGAAAGUUGAAUAAAAUCUUUAUUUAGCUUAUGUUAA
Molecule: messenger RNA, 4934 nt
Organism: Spinacia oleracea (spinach)
Lineage: Eukaryota; Viridiplantae; Streptophyta; Magnoliopsida; Caryophyllales; Amaranthaceae
Product: putative disease resistance protein RGA3
Exons: 4
Coding region: 1120-4344 (1074 amino acids)
Molecular function (GO): ADP binding
Source: RefSeq, a predicted model, not a curated record